GGACCGACCAGUCUCAAUUAAAUUCCGUGUUGGAGACGUCCGGCUAUUUGGGGAAUAUAAAGAGGUCCCGUUCAGGCAAUGUGUUCAACGGUUAACGAAGAACAAUUUUAUUUUUUGGCAGAUAAGGUCAGUAGAAGCAGCCAUUAGAAAGAUUGAAAUUUGACUUUGAUUCGAGCUGAGAUCCUUCUAUGUAUGAUUACACAGAGGGGGAUUGGAUUUUCUUGAAAGUCAGGUUUUUAUUCCCUUGUUUCUGUUAGGUAGUGAUUUUUGAUCAUGGCCACAAUUGAUAUGGCUGGGGAAGCGCAGCCAUUUUUUCAUGACUUUCUGGGGAUGACACCUAAUGGAGAUGCAAGCAAGCAGCAGCAGGAGAUUGCCGGCUUCCGCAUUCGAAAUGGGUCUCGCCAUGCUUCUGCUUAUGCUCAGCCUGACCUAGAGGGGGAAACCUCUGUGAAAUCUUCUUCACGGGCUAUUAUUGACAUUUGCGCUGAGAACAGUGUGUGUUCUGCGCCGGCAAGGCUUACAGGAGGGCCGUCUCUCGCUUUUGCUGACCCGAGUUGUUCAAGCAGGGAUUCAGAGAGAUUGCUGGUGGAUAAGUCUAGAAGUGGGAUUCUGUCACAUGGCAAUAAAAGUGCCUUCCGUAGGCCUGAAACUGACAGCAAGUCAGCAGGGAAGAAGAGGGACAGUCCACCCUCCACCAGUGCAAACACUAUUGAGCAACAUACGAUUCAGAUGACAGUGGAUAGAACCGAGACUACUCGCUCCCCCAAGAUGGCCAAAUUUGAGUCCAAGGAAGACAGGGUACCAAAUUUAAAACAACAUAAUGUGGAUGAUUUUCAUCUGGCAAUGCAGCCACCAAAACCAGCUUUAUCUUGCCCCAGUUUACUGCAACCAUCAUCUUCCAAGCCCGAUGUAACGGUUUCCAAGCGGUGGGAGACCUCUUCAUUAUAUGGUCCUUCUCGCCUUGGCAGAUUGGGAGGAUAUGAUGAAAAGAUAUCUUGCACUCCAGCUGCAGAUAAUGCUACUGUGCCUUCGUUCGCGCAGCCUGCAGCAGAUGAGGGUUCUCGGACUGGAUUGCAGGGAUCCGGCAUUGCAAACCUGGUCAGCAAUGGUCCUUGGACAAAUACCUGCAAAAGUACAGGUGCCCCUGGGCUUUCAGGCUCUAGGUCAAAACCUUGGUCCAAGAGCGCUGGAUCAGACUCUGUUCUUCCACCCAGCCGACAGAUAGGUGCAUCAGCUAGCAGCCAGUUGACUAUCUUCUAUGGAGGACAGGCCCAUGUUUUUGAUGAUGUUUCUCCUGAAAAGGCAGAUGCAAUUAUUGGAUUAGCUGGAUCGAGUGGGCGAUCCUGGUCUACAACUUAUUCUUCACAGACAAGAUCUAGCUUACAACCCUCUGCUACUGUACCAUUUGCAGGUCCAAGUACUAAUCAACGUACAUUAAGGAGCUUGCAGGAAUCUUCAGGCUAGGAAUAUUAAAGAUGGUCACCUACUCAAGGAUGGUGUAUUUUUAGUUGAUUUACAGUUUCCUUCUUUUAACCAUCAUCAUUGUUUCUCUGAAUAUCUCAUAUUUCCUUGAGUGGAAAUUAAAUAUAGAAUUCUUCUGUCUUAUUGUAAAAAAUUCAAUCAAUUUCCACUAUUAUCUCUGGAAAACAUUAUGCCUGGGAUUUUGCUAUCUCUCUUAUUAGUGCCUUCGUUGUCGUGGAUGGUAUCAUCCAAAUUUAAUUGAAGCAUUAUAUUUAUGAGAAGGAAGAGUAUAUAUAUUAUAAACCAUUUUUCAAAAUUUA
Messenger RNA from Cryptomeria japonica (Japanese cedar), 1781 nucleotides. RefSeq names its product protein TIFY 8. Bases 274 to 1464 code for a protein of 396 amino acids. Gene Ontology annotation, biological process: regulation of defense response; response to wounding; regulation of jasmonic acid mediated signaling pathway. The record is from RefSeq and is a predicted model, not a curated record. NCBI's taxonomy places the organism in Eukaryota, Viridiplantae, Streptophyta, Pinopsida, Cupressales, Cupressaceae. Gene Ontology annotation, cellular component: nucleus. The transcript is spliced from 5 exons.